GCCGAAACAGCCUCUUCGUCGUUCUGGACAGAAGACUUCCAAAAGGACAAGUAUGAUGGUAUCAAAGCAAGCAUCAACCCUGUCAAGUCGCCAACAUUCGCCGGCAGUGUCUCAUUAUAGCUCACUACCUCUGACUGUUCUCGCUAUCACUCUGAUGUCCCCACCCGCUACUUCAGAGUCUAUCUUGGAUGAUAGCACUCUUCCGGAUAUGUCUCAGACUUCCUCAAAUGUCAUGCCUCAAACUCCAAGUCCUUCAAACACUGUUGUGCCAUACAACUCUCAAGCGUUGAAGACAACAAAUCAUGAUAUGAUUAUAUCAGCUGAUCUCGCAACUGAUCCUAUCACCUACAUCAAUGGAGAAGUCCCCAGAGGUCGAGCAAAGGCGGCUGACUAUGAACCGACUAUCGAGAAACUGAUCAAUGCUGCAGGGACUCAUUACAAGGUCAAUGUACUCACCAUUCACGCAUUUCCAUCAAGGGAAGUUCAGACUCAGUGGGCGAAGGAAGCGUGGGCAGCUGCCUGUCUGGGUGCUAGUCAGCGGUUUGCCAUCCAAGGCACCAAUCGACUGCUUAAAGCGAUCAAGUUCCUAUUAGAGGAAUGGCAAUCCGGACAAUGCAUUCAUAGUGAUUUCACUGAGGACAACAAUGGCACCCAGUUCGCGGUGAACCUCAAAUGUGUAUGUGACUGGGAAACAACUAAUCCAGUGGUCAUAGAGAAGAUUCGAUGGAGCAUGUACAAGCGAGUCUGUCAAAUGGCCAGCAUCAAGACUGUCAAUGCUAGCAUUUCUAUAGGUUUCUCAGAUGCAUCAAAGAAACGUGUCGCCGAAGAGCUUGCAGGUCAUACCAGAGAUACCGAGAGUGAAAGAUCCAGCGAUGAGGACAGUGAUGAUGGUCGAGAGGCAUUCCCAGCUCUAUCUGUGACUAUCGCUAAUGAACAAGUGGGUGGGCAAGACUAGGCUGACAGAACUAUACCAUGCUAUUCACUAUAGUAGACCAGAGCAAUAUAUAGUUUUUAUUAAU
Messenger RNA from Somion occarium, 1019 nucleotides. NCBI's taxonomy places the organism in Eukaryota, Fungi, Basidiomycota, Agaricomycetes, Polyporales, Cerrenaceae. The record is from the annotation of a GenBank genome assembly.